This is a messenger RNA of Pseudogymnoascus verrucosus, 1769 nucleotides long. RefSeq lists its product as uncharacterized. The coding region runs from base 1 to 1707 and encodes 568 amino acids. NCBI's taxonomy places the organism in Eukaryota, Fungi, Ascomycota, Leotiomycetes, Thelebolales, Thelebolaceae. The transcript has 2 exons. Gene Ontology annotation, molecular function: hydrolase activity, hydrolyzing O-glycosyl compounds. Gene Ontology annotation, biological process: carbohydrate metabolic process. The record is from RefSeq and is a predicted model, not a curated record.
AUGGCCAAAAACUCCUCAUUCACGAAUCCUAUACUGCCCGGAUGGCACUCCGAUCCAAGCUGCAUAUACGUGGCCGAGGAACACAAUGCCUUCUUCUGCGCAACCUCAUCAUUCCUCACCUUCCCAGGAAUGCCAAUCUACGCCAGCAAAGACCUGGUGAACUGGAGACUCGCAAGUCACGUAUUCUCUAAGCCCUCACAGGUCCCACAGAUUGGAGACACCGUCUCCCAGAACGGCGGUCUAUGGGCAGUAACACUUCGUUACCACAAGGGCAAGUUCUAUGCUAUAGUCUCAUAUACACCCCUUUCACCCUGGGCAGUCACGGGAUUCCUUUUCACAACAACAAACCCCUACGACUCCCACGCCUGGAGCUCCCCCCUGGUCUUCCCCCUCCUCGACAUCGACCCAAGCAUCUUCUGGGACGAUGACGGAACGACCUACCUCCACUUCUCCGGCAUCCACCAACAAACCAUCGACCUCUCCACCGGCGCCCUCGGCCCAGCCUCCAUAAUCUGGAAAGGCUUCACGGAAUUCAUCCCCGAGGGCCCACACGUCUACAAGAAAGACGGGUACUACUACCUCAUGAUCGGCGAAGGGGGCACCGAGCUAGGCCACCACGAAGUCAUCGCCCGCUCCCGCAACAUCAGCGGCCCUUACACCAGCGCCCCCUCCAACCCCAUCCUCUCAAACCAGAAUACAACAGAGUACUUCCAAACAGUCGGCCACGCAGACCUCUUCCAGGACGCUAACAAGAACUGGUGGGGCGCCGCUCUAGCCACCCGCUCCGGGCCUGAAUGGACUUCCUACCCUAUGGGCCGCGAAACGGUGCUCUUCCACGUAACAUGGGAGGCUGGCGAAUGGCCAGUCCUCGCGCCCGUUCGGGGCCGUAUGAGUGGAUGGCCGCUUCCGAAGCGCACUCGCGAUAUUCGUGGUAGCGGCCCGUUUGUGGGGGAUCCAGAUGUCAUUGAUUUCCACCCUGGUUCGAAAAUCCCGGCGCAUUUUGUGCAUUGGAGGUUUCCGCCGAAGGACGCUUUUGCGGUGUCAGAGAGGGGGCAUCCGAAUACAUUGCGUAUUCGUCCGUCGGUGGCGAAUCUGACGUCCAGCGCGCCGGCGAGUAAGGUGGAGGAAUUGAGCUUGGUGAUGCGUGUGCAGACUGAUACGCGGUUUGUGUUUAGUGUUGAUGUUGUUGAUUUUUCGCCCAAGCUGGAAGACGAGGAGACGGGCGUGACGGCGUUCUUGACGCAGACGCAGCAUCUGGAUUUGGGGAUUGUGAUGUUAGCUACUGGAAAGCGUGAUGCAAAAGGUAAGGAGGAGUUGGGAUUACAUCUUAGAUUCCGAGUUACGAAUGUGCCGAGUUCGGCGUCGAAUUUUGACGGGAGUAUACCGACGGUUGUUAAGCCGUUGCCGAGGGGCUGGGAGGGAGCGCCUAUCAGGCUGAUUGUUGAGGCGGUUAAUGAGACGCAUUAUGAGUUUUCUGCGGCGUCGGUUGGGAAGCCGAAGGCGGUGGAGAUGAUGGGCGUAGCGCCUGCGACGAUAUUGAGUGGUGGAGAUGGGCCGUUUACAGGCACGCUUGUCGGGGCAUAUGCUACGAGUAACGGCGGCGCGGGUAAGACAGAGGCAUAUAUCAGUAGAUGGCGAUACCAAGGGAAGGGCCAGGACAUUGGCAACGGGGAAACCGUGCCCUACACCCCAUUCGUCGUAGGAUGAGCAGGGAGAGGCUGGCAUAACAUCAUUCCUCUACUGAUUAGACUUUUAAAUAUCUAAACCCC